CCAAUAUUCGACAAGAUUUGGCAUUCAUAAAAGCUAACUUCAUGUUCAUCGCAGACAAGAUCAAAAUAUUAGAAGCGAAAGGACUUGAAUUGAAAAAGUGUAUAGAGCUGUAUGAAAAAGUCCAUUCUAUCUUAGGCACAAUGACCGACGGCCGUUUUUUGAAGAAGUUCGAAGAAGUGUUAUCUCGGAAUGUUGGAUAUAGUUCUUUGCUUGAAAUAAAUGGUGUUUUGAAUGGAGAUUCACGAGCUAGUGAUUCAAAUGGAUAUAUAACAGCGUUGACACCAUGUGAAAUAACAUUUUUUAAAUUUGUUGUUGCUAUAUCGGUGGAUGUAGAACGUUCCUUCUCAACCUACAAGUCAAUUUUAACUGAAAAACGGCGGUGUUUCUCAUUCGAUAGUCUGAAACAACAUCUUGUUUUGACUUGCAACAAUGAAUUACUAUAAGUAUCUGGCUAACUAAAAUAAAAAUGUUUACUAGCCCAGGAGAAAACAAACUACCUUUUUUGUUUUUUCGGUAUUUUUUGAGAGAUUUUCGAAUAUUAUUUUGGGCUUUUUUUUGCAUGUUUUCAUACAUAUUUUGUCUUUUAUUGCAUUUUUUCGUGCAUAUUCCAGAGUUUUUCAUGCAUUUUUGCAUGCAUAUUUUGGCCUUUUAUUUUUCAUGACUAUCACAGCUCUAGUGAUUAGCCUGCCGCUUGUAAUCUAUUUUCAUUUCUCACAGGGUAGGUGACUAGGCUGCCGGUAUAUAUAUAUAUAUUUAAAAUUCCAAAUUGAAAAUUUGUCUACUUUCCAAUCACAAUUGUAGAUUUUCUUCACUGAUUUGAAACUGAAGAAGUAUUCAGUAAAUAUUUUCGUUUGUCACACUUACAUUCGUAUCUGUUUAACUUCUUUUUGCAAUUAAUUUAAUUUUCCUUUUAUUUUGAAUAACUAUUACGAAUUAACAAAAAGGAAUAUGUUUUCCCCCAUAAAUAAAUUAGCAAUAGCUGAAUAUUCUGCUGAAUUGAUGGUAUAUUUCGAGAAACAUAAAAUAAUUGAAAUUGUAACGCGCUUGAUGUCUGAAAUCGGUCUUAUCCGCCCGACCAAUCCACAACAUUGGAUCGCCACAAAUAUUCGACGAAUCGCCGACGAAUUUUAUCAUAAAUGCCUAAAAGCUAGCUAUACCGGCAGUAAAAUCGACUAUUACCAACUGCCUCGACACUUUCACCAUCGUAUAGUAGUAUUCGGGCGAAGCGGUUCCGGUCGCAAAACUCAAGCAAUUGCUAUGGCAAAACAUUUCAAUCUAAUUUAUAUUGACGCCGAACAAUUGAUUUAUGCAACUUUCUUUCGCAACGACAAUUUAACCCAAAUGCUGCAUAGAGCAUUCGCCGAUGAUGUGGCAAAGGAUAAAUCAGCUGCUUUAUGUAAAAUCAUACAGCAACGUUUAAUACAAAUGGAUGCCUUACGUCAGGGUUGGGUUCUGAUAAAUUAUCCACGCAAUGUUGAGGAAUUCACUGAAAUGUUUGAAAAAUUCAAAAUCCCACCCAACAAAGUAGUGUACUUGCAAUGCCCCGAAUUAAUAGCAAUGCGACGCUUAGUUUCAAGACCCGAUUUGGGAUGCCCACAAAAUACCUGCGAGUACAUAGAGCAAGAGAUGACAUAUUUCACCCGUAACGAACUAGCUGUAAAUGAAUAUCUUGCACGUCGCCACGAGACAAUCUAUGUAGACUCAACACCUUGUUUCGAGGCGGUGCGCACAAACCUGUGGACACAAAUGGAGCGUUUGCCUUAUGUAAUGGGGUAUAAAGCUUGAUAGCCGGCUUUGAAAUUACUAAAUUUGUAUGUAGUUUAUAGAGGCGAAAAAAAUAAGGAUGCACCUACGUAUUUCACACUGUAUACAUAUGUAGAUGUGAUGAUUAAAAAUCUUAGCAAUAUUACAUCUAAAUUCAGCGUUAGUUCUAACAUAUUGAAAAGUACGAGUAUUGCUUUAAAAAAUAAAACUAGCAGAAAAAUUACAAAUGUUUAUAUUUUAAAUGUACUUGCAUUCGGUUUAAAAAUCGAUGCAAUCCGAAUAUAU
Anastrepha ludens (Mexican fruit fly) is the source of this 2049-nucleotide messenger RNA. Its product is annotated as adenylate kinase 8. Gene Ontology annotation, molecular function: nucleoside diphosphate kinase activity; ATP binding; AMP kinase activity. The record is from RefSeq and is a predicted model, not a curated record. The transcript has 5 exons. Gene Ontology annotation, biological process: nucleoside triphosphate biosynthetic process. Gene Ontology annotation, cellular component: cytoplasm. NCBI's taxonomy places the organism in Eukaryota, Metazoa, Arthropoda, Insecta, Diptera, Tephritidae. Bases 949 to 1785 code for a protein of 278 amino acids.